Lachancea thermotolerans CBS 6340 is the source of this 1716-nucleotide messenger RNA. RefSeq names its product KLTH0C08624p. Bases 1 to 1716 code for a protein of 571 amino acids. The record is from RefSeq and is a predicted model, not a curated record. The transcript has a single exon. Gene Ontology annotation, molecular function: flavin adenine dinucleotide binding; N,N-dimethylaniline monooxygenase activity; NADP binding. NCBI's taxonomy places the organism in Eukaryota, Fungi, Ascomycota, Saccharomycetes, Saccharomycetales, Saccharomycetaceae.
AUGUGUCCAAUCAAAAAGAUUGCAGUUAUUGGUGGAGGCCCGGCUGGGCUAAUUGCUGCUAACGAUCUCUUUAAAGAAUCAGAAAGACAAAGGUGGGAGGUGGUGGGCUUUGAGACCAGAAAUUGUUUAGGAGGAGUGUGGAGUGACAAGCCGGGUUCGGGAAUAGACUCUCCUCAGGUCUUUGAAGAAUUGAGAAAGUUGCCGCACAACUUAGGAACUAGCUAUUCACCAGAGGAUAUCUUUCAAUACGGAUCGCCGCUCGUGAGUAAUGGUCGUAUUGCAAGCCUUCGGCCUUUCAAUGGUACGAGUGUGACAAAGCCUUUACGACUAGUGCACAAACAUCUUCCAAGAGAUGGAUUGAUUAAUUCGUCAAAAACUGGAGUCUACGAUGGGCUCAUGACAAACGUUCCUGGCGAAUUGAUGGCGUUUGGCCCCGAAAAUUUGAAUACAUAUGCUUCGCGAAACGCCGAUAUCUCACCUCUGGUCACCCUUGACCAGGUGCAGAUGAACUUUGAAAAGUUCAUCGAGGAAUCUGAAGGAUCGAAAACAUUCAGGAAAAACACAUGCAUUGAGUAUCUGGAUAAAAUUUCCCCUGAUAAAUGGGUUAUAGUUGCUAGGCGUCAUCCACCGGGAAGUGAGCAAGAUGAGUGGUACAUGGAACUGUUUGAUGCUGUUGUUAUUGCCAACGGCCACUUUACGUGCCCAUAUGUUCCUUUUUACAUGAGUAACUUAACUGGCGUUGAAUCUGGCAUUCACGAGUUCAACACACAAUUUCCCAACGUCUUGUCGCACGUUAGAGAUCUUGACCUUUGGUACAACAAGCGUUUUCCUCAACUGAAGGAGGAAGUUUUACUCGAUAAAAGGCGAGUCGUGAUUGUAGGCAAAAGUUUCAGUGCUAUGGACGUUUUGAAGCGGCUUGUCCCAAUUCUGGACAAAGCCCAAGGAAACCUUGAAAUAAUUCUGUCAUCGAAUACCCCACCUAUGCCCGAAAAUACUGCUAAUCCUUUUUAUUGGUUCGAUGAGUGGCUUUCAAAGACGUCAAAAGUUGAGGUGAAGGGUCCAAUUGCCAAGUUUGUGUCAUCUCAUGAUAUGCCUGCUCUACAGUUUCAAGAUGGCAGCAUUUUUGACAAUAUUUCAGAUGUAAUUUUUGCCACAGGAUACCUUUACACCUUCCCUUUUAUAUCAAAGAGGCUUUUAGAAAGCUAUCGUGUGUUGAUUACCCCCGAUUCGCGAAACUUUGACGCUGCGCCAUCUAAUGUGUCUCGUGUAACGGGCCUCUACCUGCAUACUUUUUCUAUUGCAGACCCCACAAUGGGAUUCGUUGGCGUCUCAAGCAAUGCUAACUUCCAAUCGUUUAACAUUUCUUCUCAAGCCUUAACAGGCGUAUGGUCUAGGUUUAACAACCUUUUUAACGAGGAAGCCCCUCAGGAUGGUCCGAUCUUCAACUCUAUAUGGUCCAAGGUUCUGCCCUCUGUUCAAGAACAACUCAAGUGGUCACAAAAUAGACUACUAAAAACCGGCAACAACGGUGCCUUUCACUUUUAUUACCCAUUACCAGCGCUUAAGGAGGAGUGGUUGGACUAUUGCAAGCCCCUCUUCAGAGAAAACCACCGAAACACCAUGUUAUUUCCUGAUAACUCGGCUGAUUUGUCCGAGAAAGGAAUUCAAACGCUGAAAGCUAGGUUUUUUGACACAAUGGGGCCUGAACAUUUAUAA